UUUUCGUAGUUGGGGUAAUGAUAUGACGCAUUUGCUUUUGUGAUGGUGAAAUCAUUUGGCUUUUCUAUAUUGCAAAUCUAGACUAGAUUCUACUUAAUCUGCUUGUUUUAUAAUUUUAAAAAUGUCCGUGUACCAUGAUGAAAUAGAAAUUGAAGAUAUGGAAUAUGACAGUGAUACGGAAACUUAUUAUUACCCAUGUCCAUGUGGAGACAGGUUUGAAAUUACGAAGGAAGAAUUACAAAAUGGAGAGGAUGUAGCCAAGUGUCCAAGCUGUUCUCUUCUUAUUAAAGUGAUAUAUGAUUUGGAUGACUUCAUGAUAUCUGAAAAAGCUGUUCCUAUCUCACUGAGUGUGGAGCCUACAUCUGCUUAAGUUCAUUUGGAAACAUUUCUUAAAGAAAAUUAAUGCUUUCACUAUCCUACUGAAUCACCAGAACUUUUAAAACUGUUCAUGUGCACACGCCUGUGUAUUAAAAUAAACAGGAAAAGUCUGCAUAUAAUAAAGCUUGGACAAAAAUACUUUAUUUAUUCUUGAAUGGAUUACAGAAUUCGUGUCUCAUCUUACUGUACUCCACCGAAUGAUGAUAUUAUUGAACUAGAUUUGGGCAGAUAACAUUAAUAAAGGGGACUUGGUGCUCCCCUUUGUUUUUUGCAACAAUGUAUGAAUAAGCCACAAUAAAAAGAAAUUAAGUUUA
This is a messenger RNA of Physella acuta, 692 nucleotides long. Its product is annotated as diphthamide biosynthesis protein 3-like. Gene Ontology annotation, molecular function: metal ion binding. Gene Ontology annotation, biological process: protein histidyl modification to diphthamide. The record is from RefSeq and is a predicted model, not a curated record. NCBI's taxonomy places the organism in Eukaryota, Metazoa, Mollusca, Gastropoda, Physidae.